Messenger RNA from Bombyx mandarina (wild silkworm), 4073 nucleotides. RefSeq names its product Fas-associated factor 2 (gene Faf2). NCBI's taxonomy places the organism in Eukaryota, Metazoa, Arthropoda, Insecta, Lepidoptera, Bombycidae. The record is from RefSeq and is a predicted model, not a curated record. Gene Ontology annotation, cellular component: endoplasmic reticulum. Gene Ontology annotation, molecular function: ubiquitin binding. Gene Ontology annotation, biological process: ERAD pathway.
UGAUUGUACUAUUUACUCAAGAAAUUCUUGAUAAUAUUUCCUUCUUAAUAUUUAAAUCGUUAAAUAUAAUUGCAGUAUGCUUUAGCAAUCAAACACAGACUAGAAAAAUAAGUAAUAUAGGUUUAAAUUUUAAUUUUUUUCUUUUUCCGUAAAUAAGUUAAUAAAAAAUCUGGGCCAAUGGAUCUUGAAGACAAUGCUUUGGGUUUGACCCAGGAUCAGACCGAUAAAAUUUUACAAUUUCAAGACUUAACUGGCAUUGAAGACAUGUCGAUAUGUAGAGAUGUUUUGCAGAGACACCAAUGGGAUCUAGAGGUAGCAAUUCAAGAACAGUUGAAUAUUAGAGAAGGGCGGCCCUCUGUGUUUGCCACAGAAGCUCGGGCACCACCUGUUGUACAUGACCACAUUGCACAGCAAGUUUUUACCGAAGAACCACCAGAGGGACCUGGAGGUGUCAGGGGCCUAAUACGUUAUGUUGUUAAUCUAGUUGUCUCAAUGUGCUAUAGUACAAUUUCAUCUGUAUUAAACUUGCUUUUAAGUUUUGUACGUAAUGAUGAUAGAAGACUGGCAACUGAUCCAUUAGCAGAUGUAAUGAAUUUCAUCAGUAGCUACCAAACAAAAUUCAAUGCACACCCAGUCUUCUAUCAGGGAACUUAUGCUCAAGCUCUAAAUGAUGCUAAGAACGAGCUCAGAUUCCUAAUUGUUUACUUACAUUCAGAUUCAGCACCAGAAACACAGAAUUUCUGCAGAACAACAUUAGCAGAUCCCGAAGUAGUCCAAUAUAUAAAUACGCAUGCAUUGUUCUGGGGUUGCUCAGUCGAGAGUGGGGAAGGUUGGCGCGUCGCUCAGUCGGUGGGAGGUCGGCGAUAUCCUCUUUUGUGCGUUGUCUGCGUGCGGGAACAUCGCAUGACUGUAGUCGCUCGAAGUGAAGGGGCCUGUUCCGCCGAAAUACUUAUGCAGCGUCUUCGUCAAGUUGUCAGUGAAAACGAGGGUCACUUAGCUGCCGCUCGAGCGGAUAGAGUGGAACGCGAAGUGACAGCGCGGCUGAGGGCUGCCCAGGACGAAGCAUACGCCGAAUCCCUCGCGGCCGACCAGGAGAAGGAGAGACGAAAAGCGGCCGCCCGUGAAUUAGAACAGUUACAGCAACAACAGUACUUAGAGGAACUGGAGCAAGAGGAACGCCGGAAACAAGAGGUGGUGGAGGCUCGUAAAGCGAUGGCGUCUCGUCUGCCGUUGGAGCCGUCGGGCGGCGCUGACACCGUGGUGCUUCUGAUCCGUCUACCAGACGGCGAACGUCUCACUCGCAGAUUUUCACAUUUCCACACCACUCAGGAUCUAUACGACUUUGUGUUCAGCCAUCCGCAGUCUCCGGAAGAAUUCGAGAUAACGACCAAUUUUCCCAAACGCGUGUUAGCCCGAGGAACGUCCAACUUGUUGGACGUGGGACUGAAGGAUCGAGACGUGUUGUUCGUUAACGAUAUCAACGCUUGAACACGAAUAUGUAUACAUUCUAGUUUUAUAUAAAUUGGUAAUAAAGUGUCGUUGUUUGUAAGUAAUGCUCUUUUUUUGUAGUAACUUUUUGGGGUCAAUGUUUCUUCCUUGUUGUUUAAGAGUGUGGUACCCAAAAUCGGUUUUCAUACAUUUAUGACUAUUGAUAUUGUAAUCCAUGUAAUCAGCCGUCGGACAGUUGUUUCUCUCUCGGAAUUUUUUGGAGGCGGUGUAAGAGAAUUUCUCCCGAUGAUUAAUGUGUUUAUGAAAUGUGAAGAUUCUGAAGGGUCUGAAAUAGGAUUAAUGUAUUACAAAUCAGCUCGGUCUUCUGAAAAACAAAACAGAUGUUAAUCAUUUGCAAAAAAUUAAAAUAAAAUAAAUUGGCAUAGUAAAAAUGCUGGAUUGCGUUUUACAAAUAUGUACAACACAAUUCAAAAUCAGUGAUGCUUCGAAAAGGACUCGCACGAGUACGGUGUGCUUCCAACAGCUGCCGCCUGAUGACAAAGUGCGGGCAUUGACCCCGACUUUUGUAAGCUUUACAUUGCGGAUUCGCUUAAUGCUUUUCUUUGAGCAAAAAUAAUAAUAAAUUAAAACAAUACCUAAUAAUUGUUCUCCAUGAAUGCUAAGGUGGUUGGUGUUUCGGCGUCGGGAGAUUGUUCUCUUACAUUAAAUUUUUACAUGUAUUUUAUUCGAGUUUACAUCUUGAACACGAAUCAUAGGCAACGUAAAGAUGGCGCUAUAUUAGUAUAAUAAAAAAAAUGAAAAAACUUAUUUUAUACUAGUUGAUUUUUGGACCACCCGUAGAUAUUAAAAUUAGAGGACCGAUUGCAGAUUUUAAUAGAAGUGUGAUUACAAUGCUCAUAAUAUAGGAUACUCUUGUUAUUGAGGCAAUGUAUAAAAAACGAGGCUGAAAGCAUCAGAUAAUCAUUUAGGCAUUAUCAAAUUUCUCCCUUCAUUUGAAAACGUUAAAAAUACAGUAAGAAAGGCAAAUGAAUAAAUCCACAAAGAACGAGUCGAUGCAACUAGAUUUUAUAAAUGCAGUAGCUUAAGUUAUUUAAGCAGCCUGCAAACAGAAAUUGAAAUGUAGCGUAUCUAAUUCCUAUAGUGAUGUCUGUUAUUGGGGUUUUUUAAAAGAUAUUUUAAGUUUUAUAUUUACAUUACAUCUUUCCCCGUGUGAAUUUUAUUGUAGUUAGUUUUUAUGUCUCCUAGUAAUGUGAUAUUGAAUGUUAAAAUUAAUUGUCAAUGUACAUAGAUUAAGAUGUAAUGUUUUACGGUAUGAACUAGCGGUCUUGGCGAAUAUUUAUAAAUUGUGUCUCGUUGUAUCUCGUUCUCACUUUGUAUUUCUCUCGGAAAAUCAUUUGCACUCUCUGGCUUAAAGGCUUAUUACACUUAGCUAAAUUUAGUCGACUGAAUUCAGUGAAGUGUAGUAGCAUUCAGUAAGCUAGCCUACUAAAUUCAGUAGCAAGGAUGGUUUCUGACUGACUAAAUCAUAUAGAAGACUAUUAAGAAACGCAUUUAGGAAGGUGUAAUCGCGUUUAGUUACUUAAUGAUUUCAGUCGUCCCAUAGCUCUCCGUGCGUAAGAAUGUUUUAGUUUGUUUUUUACUUUCGAAUAAAAAGUAUUUAUUUCUGUCACCUUUAUUUAAUAUGCCAGACAUUUAUAAAUAGCCCGACAUCUUUCAGGGAUAAUUUUUGUCAACAGGGGUUGGGAUAUUAAAGAACUAAAUUUUAAAUCUCGAUACGAAUUUCCUGUUGCAAGAAAUCUUAAUGCUACAACCAAUCUUUCUUUUGAACUUAUACUAUCUCGCAGGAUAGUAUCCUGCUUUUGAAUAAACGGUGUCACAAGGUUUAAUAUUAGGUCAAAGGAUCUCGAAUCCAUUCGUAGAUACUUUCUGAAGUCUGCUGGUUCUAAAUCACUCAUAAUGUUCAUAUUUGCUAACUUUCCGCGCAGCAUUAAAUAUUUCUUUACCCAUAUUCUUCUUUUUCUUUUUUCUUUUUCAAUUGAGCCCACAGACCAAUUUUUUGUUGCCUAGACAAUGCUGGGGCCAUCCGCUUACAGACACGACACGUCCUACUUCGUCGCGUUUAAAUUGACAGUUGAUUCAGUAAUUGAAUUUAGAACAGUGUAAUCAGAAGCUUCUAACUUGCUUCUAAAUUUGCUUCUGAAUUCAGUCGACUAAAUUUAGCCAAGUGUAAUAAGCCUUUUAAAAAAUAUCGUUUACAAACACACAGAUCGGGUCUCUCGAAGAAGGCCGACUAAAACAGUUGCAUUUUUAAUAUCGGAUAGACUAAUCUUAUUUAGCAGUAACCGGAAAUUCUCGACUUUGCUAUGAAUAUCAUCGAUUUCCUAUUCCGAAUUUUACGGACAUUCACGUGGCGUCAUAGCCAACAAUAUUAUUUUAGUACUUGACAAAGUUAUUGAAAUAAUAGGAUUUUAUCAAAGUGGUAUUCGACACCGAUAGAUACUAUUUUAAUUCGUUUAGUUUUCCGAUAAUUAUUUAUUUUGUAUAAUAUACAUUUCUAAUUUUGUAAAAGAUGGAUAUUAAAUUUUUAAAUAAGUUUCUGACAAUGUUUUUUAAAAAUAUUGUUC